Messenger RNA from Columba livia (rock pigeon), 1728 nucleotides. RefSeq names its product cysteine rich with EGF like domains 2 (gene CRELD2). Bases 137 to 1225 code for a protein of 362 amino acids. The record is from RefSeq and is a predicted model, not a curated record. NCBI's taxonomy places the organism in Eukaryota, Metazoa, Chordata, Aves, Columbiformes, Columbidae. The transcript has 10 exons. Gene Ontology annotation, molecular function: calcium ion binding.
UGAGUGUGCGUGGGGCUGACGGGAAAAUCUGAAUGGAGCUCGCGGGCCGGUUGCUACGGGGGCCGGGGCGGGGCGAGCGCGCUGCGCGCGGCCGGUGCUGCGGUCUGUGGGGCGGGCUCGGUGGGGCUCCCGCGCCAUGGCGCGCGGCGCCGCGUCUCACCCGGUCCGGGCGCCGCUGCUCGUGGCGCUCUGCGCUGUUCUCUGGAUGCUGCCGCCUGCCCUGGGCGCCGGCGAGCGGCGGCGCCUCGCGUGUUCCACCUGUCGGGGCAUCGUGGACAGGUUCAACCAGGGAUUAGCAGAUACAGCUAAAAAGAACUUUGGUGGUGGAAACACUGCUUGGGAAGAAAAGACACUGUCAAAAUAUGAGUCCAGUGAAAUUCGUCUUGUAGAGAUCAUAGAGAAUUUGUGUGACAGUAGUAACUUUGAAUGUAACAACAUGGUAGAAGAGCAUGAAGAACAUAUAGAGAGAUGGUGGUUCAAACUAAAGAAGAAAUAUCCUGAUUUGUUUAAGUGGUUUUGCAUAGAAACAAUAGAAGUUUGCUGUCCUGCUGGAACUUACGGACCAGAUUGCCUUGCUUGUCGUGGUGGGUCGGAAAGACCUUGCCAUGGAAAUGGCCGCUGUGAUGGUGACGGUACCCGAGGUGGAGAUGGCUCGUGUAGCUGUAACAAGGAGUACACAGGAGAUUUCUGUUUGGACUGUUCUAAUGGUUACUUUAGUACCUUGAGAAAUGAGACACAUUCUGUUUGUACAGCCUGCCAUGCUGCCUGUAAAACUUGUACUGGUUCAAGUAACAAGGACUGCCAAGACUGUAAAGAGGGCUGGAUUAAAAAUGAAGAAGCAGCUUGUGUGGAUUUAGAUGAGUGUGCUGGCUCUCCUUGCAAAGAUCACCAGUAUUGUCUGAACACAGAUGGAUCUUUCUCAUGCAAAGCAUGUGAUGCCAGCUGUGUAGGUUGCACAGGGGAAGGUUCUGACAAGUGUAAGACCUGCGCAUCUGGAUACAUGAAGGAAGAUGAAAAGUGUACAGAUAUAGAUGAAUGUAACCUUCCUGAAAAGGUCUGUGUGAAAGAGAAUCAAGACUGUGUUAAUACUUCAGGUAGUUACAAGUGUGUAUGUUCAGAGGGGUUUGAAGAUAAGGAUGGAACAUGUGUUCAAACUGUAAAAACAGGAGAGGAAGUAGAGAGUGAAACAAGUGGGCCUUCACCUACUGGACAUGAUGACUUAUGACAUGUGUUCAGAACCAAAAGACAUUCCUAUCUAAAGUUUUAAAUUAUUGGACUAAGCCUCUGCUAGCUGACAUAAUGUGGAAAUGGUAUUAAAUAUGCAGGUUACCAUUAAGAUUUUUUUAAAUGGUGAUAAACAGCUCUUUAAGCUGCAUUUCUUUAUUUCUAAAUGCCACUUUUUAUAUCAUUCUUUAAGAACAACAUUCUAGAUGGGUAAGUAUAAAAUUUGAAUUAACAUAAUGUACCCAGCAAUUGUAAACAAUUUCCAGGUUUCUCAUUCUAGUGCCUACUGAAAACUAUCAUAAUUUGGAAGGACUUGGUUGCACUUCAUAAUUCAAGAAAAAUUUAGGCUGAAGUUUGGUGUUUCUUGACAUGAGAAAUAUUUCUGUAACUGAAAUACAGCUCUUAGGAAUUGUUAAAGGAAGUCUAUUUGGGGGGGAAAUGCUGUUCCCUUAAACAAAAUAGAAUGCCUAAUACUGCAUUCAAUAAAAGUUUAUUUUGUUGGAA